AUUGGAGACAGGAUGCUCAUUUAUGUCAUUUACUGUUGGGUUGGUCUUGCAUGUUCCAAGUCAGGUGGGAUGUCGCGUUCUUUGCUUAAGAUAAACAUGACAAGCAGCAGUCUAAAAGCUACUUGUUCUGUCUUGACUGCGGAUAUCGUAAUGGGAUUAUCUAUUCUCAGCACUGCUAGAGAACGAGGCUGAAUGCACAGUAGCCACUGCUAAAAUGCAGUGAGGUAGCGUUGACUUGGAAAAAGCGUAGUUGGCAUAGGAAUGGAUUCUGUCUGUAUGGUCAUGCAACCUCAGGUGAGUAGAAUACAUAGACACAGACCCAAAAGAAGAGCGUGCAAAAAGUUCAGUUGUCUUUCAGUCAGAUGUGAAGGCUAAUGGCUAUCAAGAGUCUACUCGUGACCCUGAUGACAGCGAUGAUGAAAGCAGCGAAGAGGAGCCACCAACCACGAAUUGGAACGAGCUGUCCAUCAUAGAGCGUGUGGGCCUCAGCAGUGUGGAGAUGUCAGAGAUGGAUUUGGAAAACACCUUCUCUCAGAUCGCCUUGGCCUUCCGUUGUGACCAGUACACGCUGAAGCAGAGGCUCCAGGCUGAAGAGCACGCCCGCAACCUGGCUGAGGAGAACGUCCUGCUGGAGCUGUCCAGAGGCAAAGAGACGCUUGAGACACUAAAGAGCCUGUGCCUGGAUAGCAAGCGUAGUAAGAUCGUGCAGAAGCUGGAGUUAUCGCUGGACAUCCUCACUGGCACUGUAGAACGUAUCUCCAACACGGCCGAGGUGCUUGGAGCAGUACACCAGGAGGCCCGUGUGAGUCGUGCAGUGGAGCUCAUGGUGGCUCACGUGGAGAACGUGAGGAGGCGACUGGAACGACACGACGCUGAGCUGGAGGAGGCCAGGAAGAUGAUCCAGCAGCAGAAUUCCUGCAGGAGUAUCGACGAGCCUGGAGCGCCUUUCGAUCCAGACGACAGUGACAGUUGGAGGAAAAGCUAUCAGCAGAACGGCAGUCGUCGUAGAGUCAGUGUGACAUUAAUUCCAAGUGACUUACAGCCUCUUCAGAAGACAAAGCGAGAGUCUCGGAAACGAGCAGCUCGAAGGCAGGUUGUCUCGAGAAGUAAAUCCUUCCCCGUCUGCCCAUCUCCCACCUUGAGCUCGGCAUCCAGCUGCAGCGGCGUCAACAAGGAAGACAGUGUUUUGAUGGAUGACAGACCCAUUGAUCCGGAUGAAGUGUCUGCCCCUUUGCUUGACUCAGAACCACCUCCCGCUCUUGUCGUCCCAGAGCCCCCUUUCCCAUGCAAAGCAGCUGGUGGUGGAAAGUUGUCUCUAAAAAGUUGCACGCUUGACGCAACGCGGCAGAGGCACAAGAACAAAAAUUUGUCGGCAAAGAAAAAGGUUGACAAGGAGAAGAAGAGGACAACCGUCUGUCAACGUAUCUUUACAGACGGUGCACCGCGAAGACAACGAUCCCUGGCUCGCUGCCGCUGGCUGCUGCUCUGCAUCUUUGUAGUUCUUUCCUUCAUUACAUGGAUUGUUAUUUUAGUGGAAUGAUAAUAAAAAGGGCACCCACGGUGGAAAACAAAAUGGGCAUAAGCUUUUGAAAUGUUUAUAUGGAAAUGGUAGUGCCUUCCCAAAAAUGUGUCAAAUCAAAAUCAAAUCAAAUUUAUUUAUAUAGCCCUUUACAAAACCGGAAAGGUCCCCAAAGUGCUUUACAGCAUGGACAAACAUGGCUCAUAGUAAAUAAAAGGCAGGAAAGUAUUAUACAAUGACAUUAAGAAAAAAAGAAAAGUAACAAAACAACGCAUUACGAUAAAAGUCAGACAGCAAAUAAAACAAUAAAAUAGAUAAAAUCCGAAAACAUGAAAAACCCUUAAGAAUAAAACCAGGCUACACUAAUCUGGGGGAAAGGCGAGUGUAAAAAGGUGUUUUUUUAAAAAGAGAUUUAAAAAGGCCCAAAUUCAUAGUGGUGCGGAUUUCAGGGGACUAUUCCACACCUUAGGGCAGCAACCGCAAAAGAUCGGUUUGGACCUCGGAACGUGCAAAUCAAGUUGGCCGGUAGAACGAAGAGUCCUGCCAGAAUUACGGAUGGUUAAAAUUUCCGAUAAGUAAGUAGGAGCUUGGCCAUUAAUAGAAUUAAAAACAAACAGUAAAAGUCUAAAAUCAAUUCUAAAAUGGACUGGAGCGAUGAUAGCACGGGGGUAAUUUGUUCACGUCUAGGUGUAUCAGUUAAAAAAAUCGAGCAGCAGCAAUUUGAACAAGUUGGAGACGAAAAAUUGAGGACUUGGGAAGACCAAAAUAAAGCGCGUUGCAGUAGUUCAGCCAGAAUCGUCGCGCCCCGUUAGGCAAACCAGGCAAUUGCCUAAGGCCCCCAUCCAGCAAGGGCCCCCAGAGGGCCAACAGAUUUAGCACACGCAGCUUUACUGCACUGUCGCAGCGAAAAGUGCGACAGUGCCAGUGAAAGCCUUGUGUCUGAGUUUCCUCAAGGGGCCCCUUCACUCGCUCUACACCCCCCCCCCCCUCACGUGACUCAGAGUGAGCGGCGAUUUGGCUUUUUUUUAAUUGGCGUGUAUCCAAAAUGAAGAGAAGUUAUCCUUCUGGAAGCGACGAAAGAAAAAAAGGCAGAAGAGGAGAAAAGAAAGCAAGACAGCGUGUCAUUGGCCAACUAGACCUGGCUGACAAUUUCAUGGUCCUCUGCAACAAACCACUGGACCGGAGUCCCGUCGGCUGCUCUCUGGAGAAUCACGUUCCCUGAACCCUGCCAAAAAAACAACAACAACAAUAGAAACACCUUUAUGUUAGUAUACAGCAGCACCUUCAGUGUGGAAUGACAUCAAAGCUAAGAGUUGUGACAGUUAAAAAGAAUUUUUUUAAUCAUUUAACUCAUUCGCAGCCAUUGAGGGCACUAGAUUUCCAAUCCAUUUUGAUUGGGAGGCAGUGUUGUUUUUGGCAGCCCUUUUAAUUUUUGUCUUAGUCUUUUGGAUAAAAAUACUUAUGUCUUAGUCAAAUUUUAGUCAGUUGCGUGACGCAAUGCUCACAAGACAAGGGUAUCGAUAAAAAACCUACCUCUGAAUCAGGUCGGCACUUUUUCCCGUCUUUUUCAGCCCUCGCACUCAAGAAAUCUCUUUAACUGUGUCUAAAAAUGAUUAUAGCAGACAGCCGGAAACCAAAUCAAUUAAGACGCCACUUAAAGACAUUAGACCCAAAUCUCAUUGAUAAGCCGCUUGGUUUUUUUUCAGCGAAAACGUGCCGAAUAUUGCCAACAAUCGUCCCGCUUUGUCAGUGUUAUAUCAGUAAACCAGUGAGCACUGUUAGCAUGCUCAGUGCAAAAUAACCCCACAUCAUUGCAAACUGGAGGUGAUACUGGGAGCAGCGAAAAUAAAAACUUCUGUCCAAAGACACUUUUUUUUUUCUUCUUCUUCUAUUCAGUUUUGUUUUUUCGGUCAAAUUUUUUGGCAUAUUGUCCUCAUGAGUUAAUGUUUCUAAUCAAUUUGAAUUUGUUAUUAUUUACUGAUUUUAUUUUUCAGUAUCAAAUGGUAAAAAAUGUAACUUGAGUGUAUUUUUACAGUUUGGAUGUGACUUUUUUUUUUUUUUUUUUUUUUUAACUUCAGGCAAAUUGAUGCGCAUUAAGUCUUUUCUGUUACAAACAAAACAAUGUUAAUAAAGUUAUACUUUAUAAGUUGAUCUCUUAUUUUCUCUAAUAGAAAAAAAGAUACAAUGUGAGGCAGAGGCGUUAUAAUAGUAAUAUUAUAGACAAAUGAU
Molecule: messenger RNA, 3748 nt
Organism: Corythoichthys intestinalis (scribbled pipefish)
Lineage: Eukaryota; Metazoa; Chordata; Actinopteri; Syngnathiformes; Syngnathidae
Gene: irag3a
Product: inositol 1,4,5-triphosphate receptor associated 2
Exons: 13
Coding region: 500-1540 (346 amino acids)
Cellular component (GO): endoplasmic reticulum membrane
Source: RefSeq, a predicted model, not a curated record